Gavia stellata (red-throated loon) is the source of this 1846-nucleotide messenger RNA. RefSeq names its product pyruvate dehydrogenase E1 subunit beta (gene PDHB). NCBI's taxonomy places the organism in Eukaryota, Metazoa, Chordata, Aves, Gaviiformes, Gaviidae. Gene Ontology annotation, biological process: pyruvate decarboxylation to acetyl-CoA. Gene Ontology annotation, molecular function: pyruvate dehydrogenase (acetyl-transferring) activity. The transcript is spliced from 9 exons. The coding region runs from base 1 to 1128 and encodes 375 amino acids. The record is from RefSeq and is a predicted model, not a curated record.
AUGGCGGCGUCUGCGGCGGCACUGCGGCACCUCGCGCCGCUGGGCGCCCACCUCGCCCGCCUCCCGCCGCGGGGCCGCGCUGCCGGGCGGCUGCUGCUGCAGCAGCGCAGGGGGAUCCGCCUUUCCGCGCCCGCCGCCAUCCAGGUGACGGUGCGGGACGCGCUGAACCAGGCGCUGGAUGAGGAGCUGGAGCGGGACGAGCGCGUCUUCCUGCUGGGCGAGGAGGUGGCCCAGUACGAUGGCGCUUACAAGAUCUCCAGGGGUCUCUGGAAGAAGUACGGGGACAAGAGGGUGAUCGACACCCCGAUAUCAGAGAUGGGCUUCACGGGAAUCGCGGUCGGUGCUGCUAUGGCAGGGUUGAGACCGGUGUGUGAAUUCAUGACGUUCAACUUCUCCAUGCAAGCGAUUGAUCAGGUUAUAAACUCCGCUGCCAAGACCUGUUACAUGUCUGCAGGAUCAAUCGCUGUUCCCAUUGUCUUCCGGGGCCCCAAUGGGGCAUCAGCUGGAGUCGCCGCUCAGCACUCGCAGUGCUUCGCGGCUUGGUACGGGCACUGCCCGGGACUGAAAGUUGUUAGUCCUUGGAGCUCAGAAGAUGCCAAAGGUCUGCUGAAAGCCUCAAUCCGGGACGAUAAUCCAGUUGUGAUGCUGGAAAAUGAAUUACUGUAUGGUGUUCCCUUUGAAAUGUCUGAACAGGCACAGUCAAAGGAUUUUGUUGUUCCAAUUGGAAAAGCUAAAAUAGAACGGCAAGGAGCUCAUGUUACAUUAGUAUCACACUCAAGACCUGUCGGACACUGUUUGGAAGCAGCUGCUGUACUUGCCAAAGAAGGUGUAGAGUGUGAGGUUAUAAAUCUGCGUACUAUUCGACCAAUGGAUAUUGAAACAGUGGAAGCCAGUGUUGUAAAGACAAACCAUCUUGUAACUGUAGAAGGAGGUUGGCCGCAAUUUGGAGUAGGAGCUGAAAUCUGUGCCAGGAUCAUGGAAGGAUCUGCCUUUAACUACUUGGAUGCUCCAGCUGUGCGUGUUACCGGUGCAGAUGUUCCUAUGCCUUAUGCAAAAAUUUUAGAAGAUAACUGCAUACCUCAAGUGAAGGAUAUAAUAUUUGCAGUGAAGAAAACUUUGAAUAUCUAAGUUGUAAAUAUGUUUUAUAGUCCUGCUUUAAAAAGUAUCAACAGUGUAGGACAAGUUGUAUGCAUAAAUUUGUUGUAUAGCUACAUGAACUUUUGUACAGUGGGGAAAGUAUAGUGACCUCCCAGAAUAUUUAUAUGGGGUUACCCUCUAAGCCACAGUUCGUAUAAGCAACAAUGUGGUAAUGCUUGUUUGUUCAACAGUACAGGUGGGUUAGUGCUAUUGUAUGUGGAGAAAUCCGAUUCCGCAUUCAGAGCGAGGAAAAAAAUCCUCCAUUUCUGCUUGGCUUGUAAUUACCAGACUAGCUGUGUUAAACUGGCUGUAGUGGUGGUUGAGAGAAGAACUGCAGUGAGCAGAAGUCCAGCCCUGGAAUGCUGUACAGCUCUCUAGGAGCCCAUGGUUGCAAGGCUUAUUAAAGGUGAAUGAUCAAACUGGAAUGAGUGAAGCCUUGCUUUUCAGUUCAACAGUUAAGUGCAACUAUCUGCACAAAGUGGCUUUGGAAGCCUGCGGUGUGGGCUAAGAGAUGGCUAACGUAUUUAGUUUGAAGAGCACUCUGCACAUGCAGGAAAGCUUUUGCACAAGAGUUUAACUAAAGAUCCUGAUCCUCUUCAGUACGUGAUGGGAAACACUACCUAAUUUUUCUUUACUAGUUGCCACAUACAGUGAUAAAAGAAAUACUUGCCAGAUGCUUUGCUUUUAUGUUUUUGGGUUUUUUUUUUUU